Athalia rosae (coleseed sawfly) is the source of this 4380-nucleotide messenger RNA. RefSeq names its product otoferlin-like. NCBI's taxonomy places the organism in Eukaryota, Metazoa, Arthropoda, Insecta, Hymenoptera, Athaliidae. The record is from RefSeq and is a predicted model, not a curated record. The coding region runs from base 1 to 4380 and encodes 1459 amino acids. Gene Ontology annotation, cellular component: membrane. Gene Ontology annotation, biological process: plasma membrane organization. The transcript is spliced from 24 exons.
AUGGCUUGCAUAUGCUGCCGUCCAAGUUACGGCGAGUAUGAAGUUUGCGUAACGAUCAUUGAGGGUAAAUAUUUGCCUCAAAAUGGUAAUCCACUGGUUGUCGUAAGGGUUGGUAACCACAAGAAGAAAACUCGCGUGUGCAACAGGACCGAUACUCCUUACUACAACGAGUACUUCGUCUUCGAUUUUACCUGCGACCUCGACACUCUGCUUCAAAAAAGGAUCGCGAUAUUAGUUUACAUGCGAAACUGUUUGAGACAGUCGAAGUUUUACGCGAGUAUAAUAUUCGAAAUCGCGACGGUGUGGGACCAGCCAGACCGCCAAUAUUAUCACAAAUGGGCUAUGCUAGUGGAUCCGAAAGACAUGGCGGCAGGACCGAAGGGAUACAUAAAAUGCAACAUUACAGUGAACGUGAAAGGACAGAUGCAGAAAUCGCACCCCGAGACCGACGGCGAGGAAGAUAUCGAAGGAAACUUACUCCUUCCGAUCGAGGGAGUGGGAAACAGACGCAGAGCUAGAUUUAUAUUUACGAUAUACCGCGCCGACGGUCUCCCCGGAAUGAAUCGUUUCCUCAGCUGUAGCAAUCACCCCGAGAACAUAAAUCCAUUCAUUCAGAUAUCAUUUUCAACGAGCAAGGGCCGCACGAGCACCCAGCGUAACAAUUUCGCUCCACAAUUCAACGAGCGAAUAAUAUUUAAGGAAAUGUUCCCGCCGUUGUGUCACAGAGUGCGAAUAACGAUAAAAGAUAACGGCAGCAGUGGCUGUCGUAGGAGCGUUGUCGCAUUGAAUAUUUUAAAUUUGAGGAACAUAUCGAGCUUUGGAAAUUACGUAUUUCUCCCCACAUUCGGGCCAUCGUUCGUCCACUUUUACGGUAGUGGAAACGCGAGGGAAUGCAGCUGUAUCGGAAAGUGUACCGCAACACUACCGGCGCACAGAGGGAGAGUUUUGCUUUCCCUGAGGACGGAAAUCGCCGAUAUCGAAGCCCCCUCAACGCCGCUGGUCGAGGUCGAACCUUGCGCUCCGAUAAUUGAGAGAACCCUGUGGAAGACCGAGGAGUACCUACUGGUCGGUAUUAUUUUCGACGUGUCGAUGAUAAACCGUAAGAAAUUUUCCGGCAAGAAGAUAAGCUUCGAGAUAAGUCUCGGAAACGCUGGUAACAAUAUGUUAUCGUAUAGUCAGUGCGUAGAAAGCAGCGGUGACGGACUUUUAGAAAGAGUAACGGCAGAAAAAAGCCCAGAUUUUGUAAGUACGACGUGUCCACAGGCGACUAGGUCCAUGGAUAAGAGAUACGAUUUCUUACCCUACGAAGACGAAAAGCCUUGCAUGUACGUAAAGUCAUGGUGGCCGAAUGUCGAAUGGAGAAGUUUGAACAGAAACUGUCUGGCAUGGAUCGUGCGAUUUCUGAGGGUGGAAUUGGAGAAAAUGGAGCAAUUAGCGAUCGUAGAGAACGCGAAAAUCUAUCAGUGGUACAACCGUAUGGUGGAUGAACUGAACGAUCGAUGCUCACUGUACUUGAAAAUUCUGGAUGACGUCGACCUCGAAGAAAUGGGCGGCACUACGAAGCUGGACAGGCACAGAUACAACCUUUGCCAAGAGAGGGUCGAGUCCGUGAUGGAAACUAUCAGAAUCAACGGUCGUUUACCGGACAACAACUACGUCAGGAUAGCGAUGAUCCACGCGCGCAAAUAUCUCCACCUCCUCGAGGAGAUCACGGAAGACCCACAGGACGCUCUUCCCGACGUUUACAUCUGGAUGAUAGCCGGCUCUAAAAGGGUUGCUUACGCGAGGUUUCCAUCGUUCCUUUUAAUGUACGAAGAGGAUAGGCCAACGCGAGGUAAAUGGUGCGGCGAACGUGUAAGUCUCUUCUUCAAGGACCCGUCAGACGAGAGCCGUACAAUGGAUGAAAGCGCGUGCAGUGCAGAGAUAUUUCUCUGGCUCGGUAAUAUGAAGCACGUGAAUUCAUGCUGGAGCAUGAUUCCACCGGGCUACGAGGUGGACCACGAAGCAAAUCCGGACGAAUUUCCACCGGCUCUAAAGUUCACCAAAUGCUCGAAAUUUCAACUUCGAGCUCAUAUAUUCCAAGGACGUUUCGACCCCGGAAUGGAUUCUUCGGGACUGUCGGAUCCUCUGAUCAGAGUGGUCUUUCACGGACACACUUUGGCGACUAGAGCGAUUCGGCAAACUCUCGCUCCUCUCUGGGACCAGACUCUGAUAUUCAGACCCAUUACCAUCUACGGUCUCAGAGAACACAUAAAAACGUAUCCUCCGAAUGUCGUGAUCGAAGCAUUCGACGAAGAUUUUUGCGGAGGUUUGGAGUUCAGCGGGAGAAGCAUAGCUAUCCCAGUUGUUAAGCUGAACACGGAGACUUACUCACCACCUGAAUUCCCACCCCUUCUCAAAUGGUAUAAAUUCCAAAAUCAAAAAGGAGAGAGCGGAGCCGCCCUGGCAGCGUUCGAAUUGAUCGAGACAGGCGAAGAUGAUAUUACAGAUGUCCCGAUAAACGAGUCAACCAACGGUAGAAUCUACAAUUUACCUGACGACAUUAGACCGACGAUGACGAGCCACCGAUUCGAGGUAAUAUUUUGGGGAGUUCGAGGACUUCGUAAAGUCCAUUACAUGUCGGUUACGAAACCCAUUAUAAUCCUGGAGUGCAACGGUAAUGUGGUAAAGUCAGAGGUGAUGGAAAACUGCAGGAAGUUCAGUAACUUCGAAGAGCCACACGCCAUAAUAGAUUUGGAUCUCCCGGAUUUAGACGUCUACUAUCCAUCCCUCACCAUAAAAGCGUACGAUUCACGGGGUUUUGGCUGCCUGACCUAUUUGGGAGUCGCUAUAGUACCAACGAUAUACGGUUUCGUCCGUCAACUCUUACCCGAAGAUGAUUACUUCGAUCAGAUCCUCGGAAAAGAUUCGUUCAACGGGAAAUACGGCGCUGACAAAGUUUCGAAAAAAACCAUAUUACCUCUUCCGAAAAAUUACGACCUCGGUGUACCGGAAACCGAGAAAUUAAUGAGCUUUCGGCAGAUGGGUGGUAAAACUACAACUUCGAGAUUAUCAACGUUCGUAGGAAAAGUGAGAAAUGUUUUCCGAUUCAGAAAAAAGGGUGAAUCGAAGGAUGAAUUCCUUUACAGUACGGACGACGACGACUCUUACGAUUGGUGGAGCAAGUAUUACGCUUCUAUUCAGGAGGAACGAAACGCGGAAAUUGGACAAUCGACCAAGUACAUGUUCGAGAAACAACCGAUCGCCACGUUCAAAAUAUACACUACGGAACUCGAAAUGGUCCCGGAAUUCGAGGGGUUCGAAGACAGGUUCACAACAUUUCAAUUAUCCAAGGGAAAGGCGACCGGAAAUCCCAUAGAGGACGAAAAAAACAAUGUCGGAGUUUUCAAGGUUCUGUUACGACAUAUCCUGACCCAUGAUCGAGGACACGUGGCUAUUUAUCACUGGCCCGACCCCUUGGGAAGAACUUUCAGAACCCGAAUAGGGAACAAUGUGGCCAGAGGACUUUGCGACGAUUACCCAUCCUCAGAACCGCUGAAAAUAACCGUUCGAGUUUACUUGAUCAGAGCGAUAAAUCUUCAUCCCAAAGAUCCGUUGACGGGAAAAUCGGAUCCCUAUCUACGUGUGAAACUCGGUACCAAAACGAUAUUCAACGACAGAAAGCAGUACAUUCCAAACGAGUUAAAUCCCAUAUUCGGGAAACUGGUUGAAUUCGACGCGAUGUUUCCGAAGGAUUACCUGUUAACAAUCCAAGUAUGGGAUUACGACGCGACUUCUGCAGACGAUCUGAUCGGAGAAACACGGAUCGAUAUCGAAAACCGAUACUACAGCAGGCACAGAGCUCACUGCGGAAUAUCUCGAGUUUACACCGUCGACGGAUACAAUUCGUGGCGAGAUCGGGAGUCUCCCGUCGACAUUUUGAACUACCUCUGUUCGAAAAAUAAUCUCCCCUAUCCCGAGUACCUGGAUACCGAGGUGAAAAUCGGUGGAAAGUCUUUUGCCUUCAACGCGGGUAUCGAUCCGAACAAAAAUCCAGAUUACAAGGAGUGCAUGGCUCUGAAUAUCCUCCACAAAUGGCACGAAUUCCCGGUAUGCGGUUGUUCUUUGGUUCCCGAACACGUCGAGCAACGUCCUUUGUUCAACAGCGAACGCCCCGGUCUUGAACAGGGCAAACUAGAAAUCUGGAUAGACAUAUUCGGUACGAACGAUCUCCCUCCGAAAGCAGCGAUCGAUAUCAGACCAAAACCACCUGAGGAUUACGAACUCCGCGUCAUCAUAUGGAACACAGAAGACGUACCGCUCGUUGACAACCAAUUUCUAACCGGCGAAAAGUGCUCGGACCUUUACAUGGCUGAACUACGACGACCAUCAGAAGACUGA